Messenger RNA from Pongo pygmaeus (Bornean orangutan), 4072 nucleotides. It is a transcript of the gene RUNX3, whose product is annotated as RUNX family transcription factor 3. Gene Ontology annotation, molecular function: DNA-binding transcription factor activity, RNA polymerase II-specific; RNA polymerase II cis-regulatory region sequence-specific DNA binding; ATP binding. Gene Ontology annotation, biological process: neuron differentiation; hemopoiesis; ossification. Bases 435 to 1562 code for a protein of 375 amino acids. NCBI's taxonomy places the organism in Eukaryota, Metazoa, Chordata, Mammalia, Primates, Hominidae. The record is from RefSeq and is a predicted model, not a curated record. The transcript has 5 exons. Gene Ontology annotation, cellular component: nucleus.
CAUUCAUUCCCUGUGGCACUGGAGGGGGCCCACUCUGCUCUGUCAGCCUCGGAGCUCCUCCACCCUGGCUGCCGAAAGCCCCUUCCCGCCAUCUAAUGAUACACUCUGCAUACGCUUCUGUUGAGAAUUUGUGGCUAGACAUUCCUGUGGGACCGGGAAUCCAAAUUCUUGGGUACAAACAGAAACUUACUUUCCUUGGGGAUUUUUUUUUCUCCCUCACUCACACACACUCUCGUGUUCUUUCCUUUUUUCUUUUUCGUAGCAGCAGGGGGGAAAAAGAGACAAAAACAAAACAAAAAACAACAAAAAGCAACACCCCCCCUUUUAUUUUCAAAAGGAGCUAGGGGGAAAAAAAAUAAAACAACAGCCAACCAAGUGAAUCCCAACCCAACCCCCUGAAGGGCUAAAAAUUCUCGCCUUCUUCAGAGCGGGGCAUGGCAUCGAACAGCAUCUUCGACUCCUUCCCGACCUACUCGCCAACCUUCAUCCGCGACCCAAGCACCAGCCGCCGCUUCACACCUCCCUCCACGGCCUUCCCCUGCGGCGGCGGCGGCAAGAUGGGCGAGAACAGCGGCGCGCUGAGCGCGCAGGCGGCCGUGGGGCCCGGAGGGCGCGCCCGGCCCGAGGUGCGCUCGAUGGUGGACGUGCUGGCGGACCACGCGGGCGAGCUCGUGCGCACCGACAGCCCCAACUUCCUCUGCUCCGUGCUGCCCUCGCACUGGCGCUGCAACAAGACGCUGCCCGUCGCCUUCAAGGUGGUGGCACUGGGGGACGUGCCGGAUGGUACGGUGGUGACCGUGAUGGCAGGCAAUGACGAGAACUACUCCGCUGAGCUGCGCAACGCCUCGGCCGUCAUGAAGAACCAGGUGGCCAGGUUCAACGACCUUCGCUUCGUGGGCCGCAGUGGGCGAGGGAAGAGUUUCACUCUGACCAUCACUGUGUUCACCAGCCCCACCCAAGUGGCCACCUACCACCGAGCCAUCAAGGUGACUGUGGACGGACCCCGGGAGCCCAGACGCACCUCGGAACUGAACCCAUUCUCCGACCCCCGCCAGUUUGACCGCUCCUUCCCCACGCUGCCAGCCCUCACGGAGAGCCGCUUCCCAGACCCCAGGAUGCAUUACCCCGGGGCCAUGUCAGCUGCCUUCCCCUACAGCGCCACGCCCUCGGGCACGAGCAUCAGCAGCCUCAGCGUGGCGGGCAUGCCGGCCACCAGCCGCUUCCACCAUACCUACCUCCCGCCACCCUACCCGGGGGCCCCGCAGAACCAAAGCGGGCCCUUCCAGGCCAACCCGUCCCCUUACCACCUCUACUACGGGACAUCCUCUGGCUCCUACCAGUUCUCCAUGGUGGCUGGCAGCAGCAGUGGGGGCGACCGCUCGCCCACCCGCAUGCUGGCCUCUUGCACCAGCAGCGCUGCCUCUGUCGCCGCCGGCAACCUCAUGAACCCCAGCUUGGGCGGCCAGAGUGAUGGCGUGGAGGCCGACGGCAGCCACAGCAACUCACCCACAGCCCUGAGCACGCCAGGCCGCAUGGAUGAGGCCGUGUGGCGGCCCUACUGACCACCCUGGUGGACUCCUCCCGCUGGAGGCGGGGACCCUAACAACCUUCAAGACCAGUGAUGGGCUGGCUCCGAGGCUCCGGGCAGGAAUGGAACCUGCGCUCCAGGGUGGUCUCGGUCCCAGGGUGGUCCCGGCUGGUAGGUGGCUCUGGCUGCAUCCGUGCAGCCACAUCCUCGUACAGAGGCAUAAGGAACCACCCCCACCCCGGCCCGGGACACUGCCCCCGGCCCAGAUCCUGGCCAUCUCAUCCCAUACUUCUGUGGGGAAUCAGCCUCCUGCCACCUCCCCAGAAGGACCUCACUGUCUCCAGCUAUGCCCAGUGCUGCAUGGGGCCCAUGUCUCCUGGGACAGAGGCCAUCUCUCUUCCAGAGAUAAGCCUCAGGCCCUGGGAAGCCUCCCGACCCCUGCACCUUCGUUGGAGCCCCUGCACCCCCUGGGUCCAGCCCCCUCUGCAUUUACACAGAUUUGAGUCAGAACUGGAAAGUGUCCCCCGCCCCCGCCACCCUUGAGCGGGGUUCCCCUCAUUGUACAGAUGGGGCAGGACCCAGCACGCUGCUGGCAGAGAUGGUUUGAGAAUACAUCCAAGCCAGUCCCCCCAGCCCAGCUUCCCCUCCGUUCCUAACUGUUGGCUUUCCCCUAGCCGUAUGGGUCCCAGGCCCCAGAGAAGAUGAGUCUAUGGCAUCAGGUCCUUAAACCCAGGAAAGCACCUACAGGCCAGCUCCUCCAUGCACUUUACCAGCUCAACGCAUCCACUCUCUGUUCUCUUGGCAGGGCGGCGGGGGGGGUGGGGGUAGGAGGUCCCCUUUCCCCUAGGUGGUCUCAUGAUUUCCAUUUGUGGAGAGAACAGGAGGGCCAGAUAGGUCCUAGCAGAAGGCAUUGAGGUGAGGGAUCAUUUUGGGUCAGACAUCAAUGUCCCUGUCCCCCUUGGGUCCAGCCAAGCUGUGCCCCAUCCCCCAAGCCUGGGAGGAUCCAGCCAAAUCUUGCAACACCUGGCACACACCUGUCUGUAACCUGUUUUGUGCUCUGAAAGCAAAUAGUCCUGAGCAAAAAAAAAAAACAGUUUUUAAAACUGAUUUUAGAAAAAGAAGCUUAAUCUAACAUUUUCAAACACAAGGUCUCUUACAGGUAUAGCUCUGUGAUUAUGAUAGCUCCGUGAUUAUAAGCAACAUCCCCACCCCCUCUCCCCCCCGCAGACCCCCAGCUGCCUCCUGAGGGUGUGGGGUUAUUAGGGUCUCAAUACUUUCUGAAGGGGCUACACUCCCCAUCAGGCAGCAUCCCACCAGCCUGCACCACAGGCUCCCCUGGGAGGACGAGGGAAACGCUGAUGAGACGCUGGGCUGUCUCUCCUCUGUGGCCCUAGGACAUCUGUCCAGGAGGCUGUGCGGAGGUGGGCAGGAUGUGAGAAGUGGGGAGCACUGGCUGUGCGUGGCAGGACAGAAGCACUGUAAAGGGCUCUCCAGCCACAGCUCGGCUGCACUGUGUUCCGAGGUGAAGUCUUGCCCCUGAAUUUUGCAAAAUGGGAAAGUGGGCACUUGCCCAAGGGCCAGGCUGCAUGGAUUCUCACAUCAGAGUUCUCUGGCCCUAGAAAGGCUUAGAAAAGGCGUAAGGGAACUCAUAAAGGCUAGCAGCAUGCGGUAUUUUAACUUUCUGCCUCGGCCUCUGUGGAUGCAGAAAUCUGCCCUACAAAAUGCUCUUCAGUGGUUGUCUCUGUGAGAGCACUGUCCCCACCCAACCUGUCACAAUGGCCAGAACCAUACACCAGAGACACACUGGCAGGUUAGGCAGUCCUUCUGGUGAUCCUAUUCCAUUCCCACCUGCUGCGGUUUCUCUUGGCCUGUCCUCACUGGAAAAACAGUCUCCAUCUCUUCAAAAUAGCUGCUGACUCCCUGCACCCAAGGGGCCUCUCCUUGCCUUCUCAGGAAGCAGCUAAUGAAUCCAUUGUCCUGGUAGUUUCUUCCCUCCUGUUCUCUGGUUGUAGCUGGUCCCAGGUCAGCGUGGGAGGCACCUUUGGGUUCCCAGUGCCCAGCACUUUGUAGUCUCAUCCCAGAUUACUACCCCUGCCUGAUCCUGGAGGGGCAGGGAUAGGAAAUAAAUUGCUCUUCCUACCCCAUCCCCCAUCCCCUGACAAAAAGUGAUGGCAGCCAUACUGAGUCUGUGAGGCCCAAAGUGGGUACAGACAGCCUGGGCUGGUAAAAGUAGGUCCUUAUUUACAAGGCUGCUUUAAAGUUGUACUAGGCAAACACACUGAUGUAGGAAGCACGAGGAAAGGAAGAUGUUUUGAUACAGUGUUACUGUGAGCCUGUCAGUAGUGGGUACCAAUCUUUUGUGACAUAUUGUCAUGCUGAGGUGUGACACCUGCUGCACUCAUAUCCGACGUAAAACCAUCCCAGAGCUGGCAAGAGGAUGGAGCAGGGUGGAAACUGCUUUGCACUAUCAUUUGCUUGGUGUUUGUUUUUAAUGCACAACUUGCUUGUACAGUAAACUGUCUUCUGUACUAUUUAACUGUAAAA